Molecule: messenger RNA, 4380 nt
Organism: Lytechinus pictus (painted urchin)
Lineage: Eukaryota; Metazoa; Echinodermata; Echinoidea; Temnopleuroida; Toxopneustidae
Exons: 16
Coding region: 389-2953 (854 amino acids)
Source: RefSeq, a predicted model, not a curated record
GCAGAAGUCACUUGAAGGUCUUCCCGCAAGAGGUUCUUCUUACAACGGAGAACAAAUACGGUAUCCAGGUUUUUCACUAAGCGAAAGUGCAUCCGACAUCGUAAUUGAUGAACAGCGGGGGACCAUUCUGUCAGCUCCUUGAUCACAUCCCCUUCCUCGGUGAAGUUCGAGUUCAUAUAUCAAAUUGGUUCACCUUCAAAAUCCAAUGCCAUCUAUGUUUUCAUAAACAAGAAGGAUUUUAUUGGUAAAGUACUCUACAACUACCAAUGGAUCUAUAGGCUAGCUGAUUGUCGGAGAGUAAUAACCCGAGAUUGCCGAGACUCGUAACAUCGGAUAAUGUUUUGCUUGAUAGUUGACGCAGCUUUGAUAAAGUUUUUGGUCUGACAGGAUGGCGUCUCCUGUAGCAAAAGCUCCAGCAGUUGUUGUCGAAACUUUCAAAGAUGAGGGAAAUGGCAAUUACGAAGAUGGGGAGAAUGUGACCAUAGUCGUUCCAGGGAGUGAAAGGUUCGACACGGAGAGCCGCAAAGACAACAUGCUGGAUACCUUAAGAAAAAUGGGAGGACUGACUCCAAAGGUGACCAUCGGGGAAAAUAAAGGGAAGGUGAGACUGAGGACGACGCAGGAGCUCCGAGAAAUGCUUGACAAGAAGAAUAUAGAUUCCAAACAGUCGCCGAUACCAGAGGAAGUCGAUGACGCAGGCGGCCAGGGGAAAGAAAACGACGAUUACCCCUGGCGGAGGUUCUCCAAUGAGGCGACGCGACGGGGGUUGCAUCCGCAGAGGUCGAGGAGUAAGAGCGAUGAAGGGAUGCCCAUGUUAAGCGCGUACGAUCACGAUGGCGGAUCCAGUCGAAGAUUACGAAGUCGACGACGACGGCUGUACGCGAAGGACAAUGGUCUGGAUCUAGCACCUGAAGAGGAUGAAGAAGAAGAUGUCGAUAUUCACGCUGGUCGAGUGCGCCGGGGAAGCAUUAUGAUCCCGGCGAUGACUCCGAAAUCACGCAACCGUGGUCGAUACCGGAAAGGUAGUCAAGACCUUGCGAUCGACGAGGAAAGUACCUUCGGCGACGAUGACGCCGAUAUCGGCGGCAAGCGGGGCAGUCGAUCGCAGCUCCUCACCAACACUGUCUUGAAGAAUGACCAGGAGACGAAGAAGAGGCGGUCGAGAUCGCGACGGUCUUCGAUGAUGCCUCAGUCAGAGCAAGGUAAACUGAUGCCUUCUCGAGGUCGGUUUCUUUCGCUCCCUGGUUCGUCGAGGAGAUCGCGAAGAGGAAGCGUUUCCGACGUGGAAGAUGAUGAGGAUGACGACGACGAUGACGAUGGUGGUGGAUUUGACAGGCUAAAACGGGGUGGGUUCCUAUCAACCGGUGCCUCCAAUGAUAUACAGAAGACGAACAAGGAGCUCAAAGAGGAGAUGAGGAGACGGAAUAGGAAGCGACUUAUUCGAAAAUUCAAGAUCUACUGCAAACUGAUAACCUCCUUUCAUCGACUUUGCCAGGCUUAUUUUCUCAGUGUGAACACCAAUAGUUCCGACUUCCAAGGCAUUCAUGGUUUACUGGACGAGCCUGAACAAGAACUUCUCUUUGACGUCAGAAAAUUCAGAGCCAACAAGGAGUCUGGAAUAUCCGCUGAUGCGAGAAGAAUCCUGUCCACUCGGCCGAGCAACAGGACGGAGAAGGAUACAUAUCAUGUACUGAUUUCGAUGAGGAACUACCCGACAUUUUGCGAGUACCCUCUGGCAAUGCAGCAACAGAUUGUGGGUGUUGGUUUUUACGUGUCCUAUCAAGCACAAAGGAUCAUCCUCAGGCAAGGCCAUUGGGCAGAAAACUUCUACUUCAUACUCUCCGGUUCAGUGGUGGUGAGUGUGAUGGAUGAAGGAACGCAUCAGAAUCGAACUGUAGUCUAUCUGAACAGAGGAGAAACAUUCGGGGAGCUUGGCCUCGUCAACCGAGCAAAAAGGCAGGCUACAGUCAUCGCAAGGGAACGCAUAGAGAUGAUCGUUAUCAAUGGAAAUGAUUACACAAGAAUCUUUAUGGCCGGUGGUCUUUCAACUCUUCUCAAUCCACAACAAAACGACAAUGCUUUUGUCAGAAACCUACGAUUCUUGGAAGGCUGGCCUCUCCAUCGGCUCGCAGAGAACCCAAAGAAAUGCAUCUUUUCCUAUUUCAAACGGGGAGAUGUUCUUAUUCGAGAAAGUAGGAGAUCAGAUUGGAUCAUCAUAGUAAAAUCAGGCAGCUGCCAAGUUAUGAAACUGCUACGGAAGGCAAGGCCCAAAUCAAGGCGAAAUAACACUGCAGACGAAGAGGACGACGCAGCAAACAAACAACAGAAACGUUGGUCGAACCGUCUGACAUCAAAGGCCAUGGCUGGGACCCUCAUUGAAAACUUUGAACAACGCAAGAAACGAGAAGAGUUCGAAGACUUCAUGAAAGACCUCAACGUCAACGAAGACGGCUCAGCAAAGUCUCACAAUCGAGGAGAACAACGCACAUCAUCAGACGACUCAGACAAGAGAGAUGAGCAUGACGUCGAGAUCGACGAUGAAUGGGCUGAGGAAGAAAUCGACUUUGGUGAUGAAGACGACAAGGAAACAGCGCCCCCAUCGAAUUCAAAGAGUCCAAUGGGUGAUAAGAAUACUCCAACUAAACUUAAAUCGGCCUACCUAUCAAGGAAAAGAAGCAAGUCAAUGGAUGGUGUUCCUAGUGUGUUAUUCGAAGAGGAGGAAGACAAUGGAGUUGAAGAGGGAGUUAAUCCAAUAGCGGACAUCUUGUUUCUCCAUAACGUGCAGCAGAAGGCUGAUAAACAGAAAUCGAACGUCGGAAAGAAGAAAACUCUCCUCGACGACAUCGGCGGAUCCGAUGUCGAAGGCGUAGACGUGGAUGAAAACACAGAGCCGAUAUGGGUUCGAGUGCAGACGCUUAUCAAGGGAUCUGUAUUCGUAAGUAUACGCGCAUAGCUUUAUUAUCACAAAUGCUACCAUGGAUUCAGUCACACCAACGAGGCGAAUCCCAGACCGAUCAAAGCUAUUACGUUAUUUCGAAUGGCAUAUCAUCGGUCGGUUUGGAGUUGGUUUCGUUGAUGUGACUGGGCAUGACUUGUAACAUAUACUUCAGGGAAAAUGCAUCUUUAUGACGUCAUUAUGUGAAUGCUUAACCCUAAAAGGACUGGGCUAUUUGAGAUGUAUUGAGGACAGGGGCAUGAUGCCCCCCUUCUGAUCUCGGCCGCCGUUCGCGCCGAAAUUUGGCACGCACAUUCUUUACAACAUAAACUACAAGCUAGUAUACAAAAAUCUGAAAAUAGUAAUAUUUUAUUUAUUAUGAAUAAAAUAUGCAAAUUUAUUCAUGAAAAACAUUAUUUGCAUAUUUAACACCCAACCUGCAUUAGUGACGGUUUUUUUUUCGUAACUUCUUUCGAUAGUUCAACGUGCACAUGAAUAGAAACAAGAAUCAUUUUCAAUCUGGAAACACUGUUGUGAAGUGGGGAAAGUGGGGUCAUAAAUAAUCAAGUCUCACAAAUAAAUAGUUUUUGUUUUUAUAUUAUGGCAUAUAAGUUUAUUCAUAUUUCAUUUCAUUUUCAUAAUGUAGAAAAGUACAAACUAUUCAAAUUAGUAUAAGACAUUGGUUGAAUAUAAAUCCCAGUCAGGGCAUGCAACCCAAUCAAAGUAACUUAACAAUCAUGGAAAUAGUUCCAUAUGCGCCCCCACUAAAAUUGAAAAUAAAAUCAGUAUGACAAAUAAGAAAACAAUUACCAUAAUACCACCGAUAUAUGUUUGGCAAAAUCACUCUCUAAUUUUUACACCAGUACACGUGAUCAAUCAACGAUACCAUAAUAAUGGCGUCAAUCCCUUUUCAAAAUAUAUACGAUUACGUUCAUGAUCAAUGCAUGAAACACUGCAUAACGCUUUUAGGCAUUGUGUCGACAAGGCCAAAUUCGGUUUGGAUACCUUUUUGCAAUUUCUAACCGGGAGAUUCACGUAUAACAAAAGAUCAUUUACGUAAUAGACUUAGCAACGCCAUUACAUAAAUAAAGGAAAACCCGGACGAUCUCAGGUUAGGGGUGAAGGUAGUUUAUUACCGUGACCGAGUCAACCAUGACGUAUGGAACGCCAUACGAGUCACAAACAAUUAACACAUAUAGUGGCGUGACCACUUUUUCUCCUUCCCGUGAUUAUUUAAGAGUACAUACAUUUGCAACAAGCAAAUCCAGAAAUAUAUACAACACGAAAGCUAACAGCUAACUAUUGAAUUAAAACUUAAUAUACAGCUCUACGCCCAAAUGACAAAACAUGCAUUUACUCCUUAAACUGAAGCAAACUAAAGAAUCAUUUCAAUCUUACUUUUCCAUUUGCAACUACCAACUCCAAUUGUACUAACUCCAAUCUUU